GAUUUCAAAGCAGUAGUAGACUAGCAGAGGUGACAACUUUGAAAACAAAAACAGAAAUGAUUUACCUUUAUUCUUAGUAAAUUAGUGGAAUGAAUAUAGUGUAGUGCCGGUAUUGGAAUCUUAAAAAAAGAAACAAUGCGUGGCAUUUCUUUUGAAUGUAGGAAAGGUGACUACCUCAUAUAGGGAACUAAAAUAAACAUGACUAAACUGUGGUUGAAGAGGUUAACUUAUUUUCAGUUCGUACUAGGUUAGGCAAAGGUGUAGGUUAUCUAUUAAAUCUACACUAUUUCCAUCCCAGCAUUUUAUUGUCUGUAGUUUUAUACUUUUUUAAUAUAAUUUAAUCAGACAUAUUCCAGUAAAUAAUAACAUAGAAAUAUGGCAAAGAAUUUCCUAAAGAGUAGUUUGCAGAAUGCCUCCUUCAACAUCAUUUUCCAGAUCAUGUUCCGUUGCCUUACGUUCCUGAUGAAUGCAUUUGUGCUGCGCCACGUGGAACAGGCUGUGAUUGGAGUGAUGAAUGUGAGACUGCUGCUGUUAGAGUCAACUAUCUUGUUCCUCAGCAGAGAAGCAUUCAGGAGAGCCUGUCUAACCAACACCACCGCCCACAACUGGGCUCAGGUCAUCAACCUCCUAUGGCUGACAGUGCCGCUGUGCAGUGUCAUGUGUCUACUGUUUGGUUGGGUCUGGCUCUGUGUUCUGGAGACCCCAGACCCUCAGAUCACCACCCAUUACACACUCGGCGUGUAUGCUAUCGCAAUCAGCUGUGUCAUUGAGAUGUGUGUCGAACCCCUCUACAUGGUGGCACAGGCAUUUCUCUUCGUCAGACUUAAAGUAGUUAUGGACACAAUAAACGUUAUUGUGCGCACCACUGUGUUCACACUGAUGGUGUUGUGGUGGCCACAAGGUGCUGUGGUGGCAUUCUCCACUGCGCAGAUUGUGGCCGUCAUAGUGUACUCAUUAUGCUACUACUACUAUUUCGCCCACUACUUGGAAGAACGCAGAGUCAAACCCAUGCCCACACCUCGGCAACUACAGCGACCAAUGUCUUCUGAGGAUGAUUUCCCUUUCACUUCUAUGUCUGAGUUUCUACCACGCCGCCUGGAUAAUCAGACAGCAGUAGAUUUGAAGUUGUGUGUGCUCACAUGGAGUUUCUUCAAACAAGGGAUUCUCAAGCAGAUACUGACCGAGGGUGAACGCUAUGUCAUGACACUAUUCUCCGUCCUCUCAUUCUACGAACAAGGAGUGUUUGACGUUGUCAACAAUCUGGGUUCACUGGCUGCACGGUUCCUUUUCCGUCCUAUUGAGGACAGCGCAUAUUUCUACUUCUCCCAAUUAGUCAUAAGGGAUAAACCCAUCGAUGACCAGGAUCCUUACCAGAUGAAGGAAGCUGCACUGGUUCUACAGCGCCUACUGCGCACUGUGGUGAGUCUGGGAUUGGUAGCCUUGUGUUUUGGCCAGGGAUAUGCCAGGUUGGUACUCCUGCUGUAUGGUGGCUCUGCUUUGGCUGAUGGCUUGGCACCCCUGCUUCUCCGCGCACACAGCCUUGCCAUUCUACUACUCGCCAUCAAUGGGACCACUGAGUGUUACGCUCUUGCUACUAUGGACACAGUUCAUCUUGACAGGUACAAUCGAGUGAUGGCAGGUCUGUCUGUGGGCUUCAUGUUGGUGUCCUGGCUACUCACGAGGCUGCUGGGCAGUGUGGGUUUCAUCCUAGCCAACUGCUGUAAUAUGGCGGCCCGCAUCACCCACAGUGUGUUGUUUAUCAAAAGGCGAUAUCACAACACAGCAUUUACUCCUCUUGAUGGAUUGCUACCAGGGCGCAAAUUUCUCAUAGCUGUCUUAUCAUCUGCAGUAAUUACCAUAUCAUCAGAGGCAUACUUUUAUGAGAGCUCCAAGUUUGUACACUUUGCCACUGGUGUCACCUGUCUUGCAGUGGUUGUUGCCAUCUGGGUGUACGAAGAGCAGGAGGUGGUCCGAUUCGGAGUGGAUCGAUGGCGUCGUCAGUCUCUCAAAGUGGACUAAAUACAUGGGUCUCUUUGUAUAGGGCAUUAUGUUAAGAGCUAUGUAUAAAGUGUACAAAGUGUAUAGAAUGAAACAUGGCUGUUAUCAGAGAGUCUUCUUAAAAAUGGCCGCAGUGAGAGUAGGAGAUUGUUGAAUCAAACAUUUUCUGAAAAAUAACAGGGUUUUUUAUCAGAUAAUUAUAAAUCGUCUAGAAUUUGUUAUGCUCCCAUUUACAUAGAGAGGUAAUAUAAUAGUUAUUUGCAAUCACUUUUCAACAUAAAAUUUACCAAUCCAGUGACGCAAUCUUUAGUAUUAUACUGAGGUUAACCUCAACAUUUUUCAAUAUUUUAUUUUAACUUUGAUUUUUAGACUAUGAAAGGAAAAAAACUAAUAGAAGUAAUAGACAUUAUAAAUAUAUUAAUUGAUCACUUUGUAUAUAUGAAAAAUCAUUUCUAAUCUGAUUCAAAACUAAUAAAGGCAUAAAUAGUAUUUAAAUGUUAGUCUCUCUAUAAAUCUAAAAUGGGGAAAAAUCUAGAUUGAUAAUUUUUGUGUAGUUAAACUGUAAGCUGUCAUACAUUAAUUGAAAUUGUGACACUGGGUGGAGAGUUAAAUGUUACCUGAGGAAUGAAAAUAUAUAGAUUAAGAAAUAAUAUUUUAGAAGUGAGACUAGUAAAAGACCAUGACAGUUCAAACUGUAUAGGAUAAUGUCAUUGUUGUAUAAUUGUGCUAAUGUAAAUAAUAAUUGUUAGUAUGUACCUGAUUGUGAACAGAUAACAAUCGUUAGGCCAACAUUUCACAGAAUUGCUAUUUAUUUAGUCAUGCAACUUUAAUUUAAUGCUAUUUGCAAACAAAAGAACAUUUUUAACAAUUAUGAACAACUGAAUUAUACAUUAAUUAUGAUUAAUUUAUUUGCAUUCAUCCUAAUUAGUUUUUAAAUAUUUCCUCUGCUUUUUACCAAAACAGAUUUUGAAUAUGCUUUUAUUUUAAAUUCUGGUAUAACAUAAAAUUGUUCAUCCUUUUAAAAGCAAGUUAUUAGGCCGAGAGGAUGAGUGAGUAUAGAGAGCUAGGAUUGGCACAGGCUGACGGAUUCUGCUGUUACAUCAUUGUAUUGUUCAUAUUCUAGUUUACUCUCUUAUUCAAUUUUAUAUUCUCUCGCACUAUACAAAUUAUAUUCAGGUGAUAAUUUGUUCUACUUAUUACUAUCUCAAUAGGAGCACGAAGAGGUUUUGAUAUAGCUAAUACUUAAUCACCAUAAAUCUUAUAAAUAUUUCACACAUAUCUCAAAAUGUUCAUUAUGUUUUUAUCUCUUGAUAUAAAUAAGACGCAUAUUUUAAAGAGGUGCAAUUAUUAGUUUUAAUUUUUAAUGUUUCUAAGCGACUUGUAGAUUUGUAUUUAAAAAUACAUGGAAAACAAGAAUACCAUUAGAUGAGAUCUUACACUCUAAUGUAUACCUCCAAAUUAAAAACUUCCAAGUAGUUAAACACUUCAUUACUUUAUGUGUUACAUUUAAAACUAAAUAAACUAUAGAUGUAAUUAUCCAAAACAAGUUUUUUGAACAAGUUAAUAUUAUAUCUGCAUUACCAUUACAUACAUUAUCAUAACAAUAAUAUAUCUAACUGUCUAAAAAUGCACUGUCUGUAUUUUAUGAAGUUUACAGUGCUAUACCGUUUAUAAUUAGCCUAUGGGAAUACAUUUAAACAAAUGAAUUGUCAAUGACAGUUCUGUUUUAGAAGUGUUUUAGUCAUUAAUUAAUGUGAAGUGACAAAAGGAAUUAGUGCUGUUGUGCUUUGGCAAAGAGCGGGAUGCUGCACACUGAGCUGUGUCAAUGGGUGCAGCAUAACUUUAGUUGCACAUUACUUUUCCUAUUUUGCUCCAAAAGUUUUUUGAAGACUGAGUUUCUUGGACUUUUACCAACACAAAAUGGAAAGUUUUGUGAAAAACCAUACAACUGCUGUAUAUACAAUUCAAUUAAAUAUCUGUUUCUACAAUUUGAAAUUAAAUUAUACCAGUGUAAAUACACUUUAUUAGUUAUAACAAAUUAAUUAGAAGCAUUUAUCCAUGGCAGAUAAGAAAUAGUUCAAAAAAUAUAAAUUACUUCUAAUUGCUUAGCGAAACAAAGGACUUGAGAAUGUAAACAAUCAGAAAGCUUACAUUUCACAAAAUGGAGGGUAAAUAUUAUAACGAAAUUAUGGUUACUUUGCAGGAACUUGAACCCAUAAAAUUUGGAUAGACACGUCCGCAGUGAAAAAUAGUUUUCAUUAAGAAGGGAUGUUUAAUUAUUUGUUGGCACUCAUGUUUGUAGAUACAUUUGUUAUGCUAAUAUAUUGUUAUGAGGUAAAACUCAAUGUUAACAUGUAUUUAUUUUAUUUAUUGAUGUUUGUUGUUUAUUUUUAUUUAUCAUACUCAUGUUUCAUUAUCAUUGUCAUUUAGGGGUAAUUUAGUAAUAUUGCAUCAAAUUACAUAAACCUAUUGUAUUAUUGUUAAAUAAACAUUGUAAAACAAUUGGCAGACAUUUGAAAUAUAUUUAGCUGUAGUAUAAUGUUUUGUCUGUAUAAUUUUGAAUAAUACUAUGAUUCUGUAAGUUAAGUUUUUCAACUGUAAUAACUAAUAAGGUGCAAUUAAUUGGUGCUUUCACAAAAUUUGUAGUAAAGGACAUGACUUUUAUUUUUCUACAAACUAAAACGUAUACAAUACACUAUGAAGCUUCUAGAUGAUGUCUGUUUAAAAAAAGGAAACUGCAAAGAUUAUAAUUAUAUCUGUUAUCUUUUAACAUUACAUUUAUUUAUAGAGCAUUCAUUCUUAUUUAUUUAUUUUAUUGGGUUGUGAUCUCAUCAGUAACAAGUAUUGUUGAUCAACAAAAACUCUGAAAACCAUACUCCACUUGUAAUUCAGUCAUUUUGCCAUAAAUUGCAAACAAUUUCUUUGACAUUCCUUAAUCCUGUUUUCAAUGGAAAGUGAAUAAAAAGUUUUAAAUUGU
Molecule: messenger RNA, 4975 nt
Organism: Homalodisca vitripennis (glassy-winged sharpshooter)
Lineage: Eukaryota; Metazoa; Arthropoda; Insecta; Hemiptera; Cicadellidae
Product: protein RFT1 homolog
Exons: 9
Coding region: 376-2019 (547 amino acids)
Biological process (GO): dolichol-linked oligosaccharide biosynthetic process; glycolipid translocation
Cellular component (GO): endoplasmic reticulum membrane
Source: RefSeq, a predicted model, not a curated record